AUGACAGAAAUGCCCAUAAAUAAAAAACCCUCGAUAGUCCCGACGAUUGUCACAGAUUUGUCCAGUCUGGUGGGAUUUCUCAAGAAACCGACAACCGAUGUCACAGAAGAUCUCUCCUCAACAAGGACAGUCAGAAACUCCAGUACAGCACCGGCGCCAAGCUCCAGAAAAAAUAUCAGCAAGUUCCCGUAA
This is a messenger RNA of Opisthorchis viverrini, 192 nucleotides long. RefSeq lists its product as hypothetical. The record is from RefSeq and is a predicted model, not a curated record. Bases 1 to 192 code for a protein of 63 amino acids. Lineage: Eukaryota; Metazoa; Platyhelminthes; Trematoda; Opisthorchiida; Opisthorchiidae. The transcript has 2 exons.